This is a messenger RNA of Phaedon cochleariae (mustard beetle), 570 nucleotides long. The record is from the annotation of a GenBank genome assembly. Lineage: Eukaryota; Metazoa; Arthropoda; Insecta; Coleoptera; Chrysomelidae.
AUGCCGUCGGCGCGGCUGAGUCUCCGCGAGGAGGACGUCGUCCGAUUGGCGCUCGAGUUCCUGCACAACCGUGAGCUGCACAUCUCGCAGCUGAGUCUCGAGCGAGAGACGGGCGUGAUCAACGGCAACUAUUCCGACGACCCCCUAGAGCUGCUCAAGGCGUUCGACGCUAGGAAAUUCCGCUUCACGAUACUCAAGCACAAGUACACCGAGCUGCUGUGCAUCAAGUCGGAAGCGAACGCAAUAGGAAGUAGCGUCGACAAUGCCGUCGAAGAAGUAGUCAAGGUGCUCAGCGACCUCGAGAAAUGCGCCCCCUCAAAAGAAGAAUACUCCACCAUGUGCCUGCUGCUCACCCUGCCCAGACUGACAGACCACCUUCACUACAAGGACUGGAACCCGAGCAACGCGCGGGUGCAGUGCUUCCGCGAGAUUUACUCGCUGGUGGCGGAAUUCCUGCCCGGGGACAGGAAAACCAGCGAUGAGGAGCGUUAUUCCAGUGCUAAGAACGACAGACUGAUCCAGCUUAUUAUUAAAGGUGAAGCAACUGACAUAACUACCAGUGAUGCAUAG